AUGAGUCUUCAAGAUCGUUUGAGGCCUAUAUUAAAACAUUUAAAAGUAGGUAGUAUUGUUGGAGGAAUUGCGUUUCUAGUAGUUUAUCAUAUCAGAGAAAUUAAUAAAAGUAUUGGUAAAAUUGUGAACACUAAUGCUUUGGAUGUAGAAAAGAAGAUAUCUGUAGAGUAUAUAUACAUCGACGACCCCUCCUAUAAUGCAACAAUGAAAGUAGAAUAUGAUAAAGAAAUUUCUAAUAAUAUAGGCUUUUCUCGCAUUUGGAAAAGCUUGAAAUAUUCAUUGGCUUGGAGGUUACUAUGGCUCUGUCGAAAUGGAAAUAAAGAGCAACAGAAUUUAGCUUUAGAUCAAUUAGCUGCUUUUAAAAAUAAUAAACAUUGGGAUUGCUUAAAAAUUGCACAAGCUCUUGAUAAAACUACAGCUGUUUUACUUGCUCGUACACAUGGUGUAGAUCUACGCUAUUUUCUGCCACCUCCAAUACAUAUUCGAAGAGCAGCAUUAACUUCAGAACUAUUAUCAUAUAAAUUUAAAGAUAUGUUGAGUACUGUACAAACUAUAAACCCACAUAGAUGCAUCCAACAUUUUCUUUCAAAAUACUUUAUCAACAUUCAAGAACUAUUAGUGGAAGUUGAUAGUAUUCCUACCAAACCAGAUAGUAUUAGUGAAAAGCAGCUUUGCAUUUUGUGUCUUGAAGCUCUUUAUCAUCACAUAUUUUUAUAUAAUCAAAAGUAUUACAACAAAGACAUUUCCACAGCAACAUUAAUUAAAUUAGGCAUAUUGCCUUUAUUGGCAGAGUUAAUUUUGAGGUACAAAAAUGAUUCAGAUAUAGAAUUUGCAAUUUUAAAAGUGCUUUCAGUUCUAAGCUUACAUGUAAAUCUUUUAACAGAUUUUUUUCAAAAUGGCCUUAUUGGGGAACUUGCCCGCCUUUUGAAAUCAAAAGAUAUUCGCUUAGCUAGUUCAGCUGCUGUUUGUUUAGCAAAUCUAUCAGGAGAAUUUUACUACAGGCCAGGACUUUUUUUGCUGCAUCCAUUGUAUAGAUCAAAAAAUGUUCAUUCAUGUGAUACUCUACUUGUCCAUGGCUUGAGGGGUGGUGUUUUUGUAACUUGGCGUCAAAGAGAUAAGAAGUGUGCUGAACCUGUUGGAAUUAUAGAAGUGACAGCAUCUGAUACUGAGUGUGAUCCAUGUGAAGAUAAUGUUGUAGCUAACAGUAACAGAUUUUUAGAUCCUGAUUUGCAACAAGUUAUUGAAGAUAUGAAGGAAUUAGAAGAAGAGGCAUUAUUGUCCAAUUUUGACGUUAUUUUACAUGACAUACCUAUAAUAGCAAAAAGGGAACCUGAUGGAAGUCAUGACUUCUCAGCCAACAAAAAAAGGAUAGCUUUGACCCAAGAGGAACAAGAUAAAUGUAACUAUACGUAUUGCUGGCCAAAAGAUUGGUUACCUAAAGAUUGUAAUAAUUUAAGGAUUUUAGGUUACAACUAUUGGAGUAAAUUAUCAGAUUGGUUAGAGGGUUGUCCUUUACAAAACACUAACAUAGAAUCACGGGCAGAGGAACUUGCUUCUACAUUGUUAGAUGCUGGAGUAGGAUUGAAAAAUGUGGUAUGGCUGGCUCACUCAAUGGGUGGGCUUAUUGUUAAACAAUUAUUAGUAGAUGCUGCUCAAACCACUGAUCCUGAAUUAAAGAAAUUAUGUUAUAAUACCAAAGCCAUUCUUUUUUAUAGCACUCCUCAUAAAGGUAGUGCAUUAGCAACUAUGCCCCGUGCAGCUGCAGCUAUUCUAUGGCCUUCUCAAGAUGUAAAACAGUUAAAAGAAAACUCUCCCAUGUUAAUAGAAAUGCAUAGUUCAUUUUUAAAAUUUGCUGAUUUAUUUAAAUGGGAAACAAUAAGUUUUGCAGAAACAUUGCCAACUCUAAUCACAACAUUCAAAGUUCCUGUACACUUUGUAGAGCCAUACUCUGCAGACUUAGGUCAUGGUGUUUUUUACCAACUUCCACUUGACCAUUUAUCAAUUUGCAAGCCUGCUACAAGGCAAUCUAUUUUGUAUACAACAGUAUUAGAUGUUUUACAGAGAGCAACAAACUGUGACCUUAAGUUAAAACAUUCAAAUUCUUAUUUACAGAAAAUAUCAGAUAUUAUUUGGUUACUUUUAAGUAGCAGAGCUAAAGAUGUUAAGAAUUCUCUGGAUGAAGUCCAAAGUACUCAUAGUAAGCAUUGGAUACAACAAGUGUAUUUAGAGGCUUUUACAGAUGACUUUAUUUCA
Molecule: messenger RNA, 2253 nt
Organism: Brenthis ino (lesser marbled fritillary)
Lineage: Eukaryota; Metazoa; Arthropoda; Insecta; Lepidoptera; Nymphalidae
Source: the annotation of a GenBank genome assembly